UACAGUUUGAACCUGCCUCAGUGACUGCAUACUAUUGAGUUACUAUAUUCAGUACACUAAGUAUACACGACAGUAAUCGAGGCAUACGCAUGUUGUGACCUGCACGGUUGCAGUGAAUUUGGCAACGAAUAUUAUAAUAAUUUAUCACCAACGUUAUAUUGUUACUUAUCAUCAUAAUGAUUUCGAGUGACAUCAUCAAUUAUCUGUUUUCUUCUUCAACGGUUGUCGGCGUUGCUGUUGCAGUAUUGGCGAUAGUUUACUAUUAUUCAACUAACACGUACGGAAAAUGGCGAGAAUUAAAUGUGCCCCACGUACCACCGUGGCCAUUGAUCGGUAACACGUUUAAAAUGAUAGCAGCACUCGAACACCAGGUGGAAACAUUCGACGGAAUUUACAAACAGUUUGCUGGGGAGAAAUAUUGUGGUUUUUAUCAAAUGAAGACGCCGUUUCUGAUGAUCCGUGACCCCGAGCUUAUCAACACCAUACUGAUCAAAGAUUUUUCGAAUUUCGCCGACCGUGGCUUCCACAAAGAUCCGUCGACAAACAUACUAGCGAACGGACUGUUCUUUUUGUGUGGUCCCAAAUGGAAAAUAAUGAGACAGAAAUUGAGCCCGGGAUUCUCGUCUGGUAAGUUAAAAAUGACUCACGACCAGAUAGUGGCGUGCAGCGAUGAGUUGAUGCGGUUCAUCGCGACCAAAAUAAAGGAAAACGAUCAGAUCGAAGUCAAGGAGAUCAUGAGUAAAUACUCAACAGACGUCAUCGGUACAUGUGCUUUCGGUUUGAAAUUGGACACUGUCAAGAACAACGAUUCAGAUUUUCGCAAAUACGGAAAGCAAAUAAUUCAAACAAACUUUAGGAUUCUUUUCACCCAAAUGUUGUCACUUACGUCGCCAAAAUUGACAAAACUGUUGGGAAUCUCUGAGUUUUCACCCGAAGCUUCGGCGUUUUACGAGUCGGCAUUAAACGAGGUCAUCAGGUAUAGGGAGGCUAACGGCAUAGUCAGACAUGACGUGGCACAGAGUUUGAUAGAAGCAAGAAAACAAUUGGUAUUGAACUCGACAGAAAAAAAUGGAUUUACCGAACAGGACAUUGUUGCAAAUUCGAUCCUGAUGUUUCUUGCCGGUUUUGAACCCGUGUCUUCUACUUUGAGUUUCUGUUUGUAUCAGUUAGCGCUAAACCAAUACAUCCAGGACAAAAUGCGUGACGAGAUGAAUUCAAAGUCGAAAGAACAUGGACAAAUGAGCAAUGAUUAUUUAUUGGAUCUCCAUUACACCGAUAUGGUAUUGGCAGAAACAGGGCGUAUGUACGGAGUAACCAGCGCGUUAUUCAGAGAAACAGUGAAUACAUAUCACGUGCCAGGCGAGUCUUUGGUUAUUGAAAAGGGGACUAAGGUCAUGAUACCCUUACAUAGUAUUCAUCACGAUCCAAAAUAUUACCCCGAUCCGUAUACAUUUGAUCCGGAAAGGUUUUCUCCGGAAGAAAAGGCUAAACGGCCGUCUACUACUUACUUACCGUUUGGCGACGGACCACGAUUUUGUAUAGGAAAACGAUUUGCUGAAUUGGAAAUGAAAAUGGUCCUUUCACAACUAUUGACGACGUUUCGAGUUUUACCGUGUGAAAAAACUGAAUAUCCGCUUAAAUUUCGAAACGGUAUACCCAUAUUGGUCACAAAAAAUGGAAUUUGGUUGCGUUUUCAAUCGAUUUAAAAAUGAUUAUUGGUGCUUAUUAACUAAUAACUUAAUACAAAUUAUACACUCAACUUAUUAUAUUGUGACUAUUACUAAAGGUAAUAUCCAUUUAUAUUUAAUAUAUGGUGAUAGGUUAAUCUCAAUAUAUCUAAACUUCAAAAGUACCUAAAAUAAUUAAAACAAUUGUUUAAAAUA
Molecule: messenger RNA, 1883 nt
Organism: Rhopalosiphum maidis (corn leaf aphid)
Lineage: Eukaryota; Metazoa; Arthropoda; Insecta; Hemiptera; Aphididae
Product: probable cytochrome P450 6a13
Exons: 4
Coding region: 177-1706 (509 amino acids)
Molecular function (GO): heme binding; iron ion binding; monooxygenase activity
Source: RefSeq, a predicted model, not a curated record